This is a messenger RNA of Cyprinodon tularosa, 1740 nucleotides long. It is a transcript of the gene slc2a11a, whose product is annotated as solute carrier family 2 member 11a. Lineage: Eukaryota; Metazoa; Chordata; Actinopteri; Cyprinodontiformes; Cyprinodontidae. Gene Ontology annotation, cellular component: membrane. Bases 70 to 1578 code for a protein of 502 amino acids. The transcript is spliced from 12 exons. Gene Ontology annotation, molecular function: hexose transmembrane transporter activity. The record is from RefSeq and is a predicted model, not a curated record. Gene Ontology annotation, biological process: monosaccharide transmembrane transport.
CACUGUUUUCAGUGGGCUGACCUCUUGUUCUGCUGGUCCUCAAGGCGUUAUUUACACACCUUUUAAAGAAUGACACCAUCAGGGAGGCAGGAGGGCAGUCCUCUGAUAUUGGUGUUGAUGGUUGCCUCUGCAGCCAUCGGAGGAACGCUUCAGUAUGGCUACAAUCUGGCAAUAAUGAACGCUCCAACCACUUACAUCCAAACUUUUAUCAAUGAGACGUUCCUCCAGCGCUGGGACUUUCAGCUGGAGGACUACCAGGUGACGUUGGUAUGGACAAUCAUUGUCUCCAUCUUCUCACUGGGGGGCUUUGCUGGAGCACUCAUAGCGGGACCAAUGACCAUUCGCUUUGGGAGGAAGAAAUGUCUGCUGCUGAACAAUAUUUUCCUCAUGAGCGGGGCACUCUUAGCCCUCACAAGUCGGGCUGCCAGGUCAUUUGAGAUGAUCAUACUCUCACGUGUGCUGAUUGGAAUAAAUGCUGGAAUCAGCAUGAAUGUACAACCCAUGUAUUUUGGGGAAAGCGCACCAAAGCACUUGAGAGGAGCCAUAUCGCUUUCAUCGGCUGUUUUCACAGCAUUUGGUGUCGUUUUGGGGCAGGUGGUCGGUCUCAGGGAGAUUUUGGGAGGUGAGUCAUGCUGGGAAUAUCUGCUGGCCAGUAAUGCUAUUCCUGGCUUCAUCCAGCUUCUGACUCUGCCCUGGUUCCCAGAGAGUCCCAGAUACCUGCUUAUCGACAGAGGGGACAAAGAGGCUUGUAUCAACGCUUUGCGGCGUCUUCGAGGCUGUGAGGUCCAGAGCAGUGAGCUGGAUGAGAUUCUGGAGGAACAGGCAGAUAUUAAAGGCAUGAGACCAAAGCGGCCGUGGGAACUUUUCGCUGAUCGUUCUGUGCGCUGGCAGCUAAUUUCUGUCAUCAUUAUCAGCAGCGCCAUGCAGCUCUGUGGAAACGAUUCAAUUUACUUCUAUGCAUCUUAUGUGUUUAAAGAGGCCGGCGUAUCUGAGGAUCAAAUUCAGUACGCCACAAUCGGCACGGGGACCUGUGAGUUUACAGCAUGCAUUAUGUGUAAUCUGUUGGUUGAGCGCAAAGGUCGGAGGUUCAUGUUGAUGGGAGGUUUCCUCCUUAUGACCAUCUGGACUAUCAUCUUCACAAUCGCUCUGUCAUUUGAGAGUUAUGUAUCGUGGGUGUCGCACCUGAGCGUGGCCUGCAUCUUCACCUACAUAAUCAGUUUUGGGAUGGGACCAGCUGGGGUAACCGGCGUUCUUCCCACUGAGAUCUUCAAUCAAACGGCUCGGCCAGCUGCCUACAUGAUUGCUGGCUCCAUGAUGUGGCUCAAUCUGUUCUUCGUUGGAAUGAUCUUUCCAUUUCUGGUGAGUGGACUGAGUGAGUACUGCUUUGUGCCCUUUGGAGUCAUGUGCUUGUUGUCUGCUCUGUACAUUGGCCUGUUUCUACCGGAGACCAAAGGGAAGUCUCUGUCCGACAUUACCAGCGAAUUUCACAAGAUGAACUUCAAAGGCCAAAAUGACAAAACUUUGGAAUUACAAACUCAGUAUAAACUGGGCGAGGUGUGUCUUUCCACUGCCUUAUAGUACUAGCCAUCACUGCCUCACCAUCAAGACUCCAGGAAGUAAUCCCAGACACCGAUGUUGUGAGACUUUACCAGAAGAUUAUGAAUAUUUUAAAUAACUAGAACUGUAAGUUAUAUUUAAUUAAUAGUUGAGUUAUUUGUAUUGCCUAGUAGACUUCUUUCC